UCGUUGAUAAAGAGUUGAAUAAUAUUCAAUAUAUUUUCAAUUUCGGUCAGUGGUCUUACUAAGCCCUAGCCGGCUAUAUUUCUACUUAAAUUAUAUAUUACAACUCUGAACACUUCCACUAUUAAUCGAAUGAAUAAUAAAAAUAUUUAUCUGCCAUCGCGAUUUGCUGUUUUAUUGGAUUGCACUACUGCAAUGUCGGACGGUUUUUCGAUGAGCCUUAAGAUUCCCUUCUGUUUGUUCUGUGAUGAAACAGCUAAAAAUUCUAUAUUGUCACUAUACUGAUUAGGAAGCAUAACUUUCCGGUAGCAUCAAGUUUUAAGGAGAAUGGAGAAUCUUAAUUACAAUUCUUUUGAAACGUUUAGUAUGUUUCAAAUGUUGUUUAUGCCAUGGAAAUGUAACUUUAUUAAUAUGCAUAGUGAAAAUACUGAACUGAACAGCAGUUAACAUUUGAAAUAUUGCUAUAGAACUAACUAUGAAGUCAAAGCAAUCAGCAGUUGUCUCGUGGGAUUCAAAAUUACCAUUUCCGAAGUUUCCAGUCUGGUUGUAUGUUUUAAUAGUAGCAUUUGUAUCUAUAUUAUGCUAUGGUAACUCAUAUUAUGGUGCGUUUGUAUUUGAUGAUUCUGAGGCAGUUGUAAAUAAUCACGACGUAAAUCUAGAAACUCCAGUUAUUAAGAUUUUUAGCCACGACUUUUGGGGUACGAGACUAACAAAUCAGGCUAGUCAUAAAUCAUACAGACCUCUUACAAUACUGUCCUUCAGGUUAAAUGUGUGGUUAAAUAAUGGACAUUUAUGUCCAAAGUCAUUACAUUUCACCAAUAUAAUUUUACAUGCAAUUGUUUCCUGUCAACUGUUACAUGUCUAUAAUUUGUUAUUUAAUGGAAAUUCUCCUAAGACUUCAUUUUUAGCAGCUCUCAUGUUUGCAGUGCAUCCUUUCCACACAGAAGUGGUGUCUGGUAUAGUCGGUCGCGCUGAUCUACUUAGUGCAUGUUUGUCUCUUCUUGUCUUCAUUAUUUAUCAUAGAACAGCAAAAGCUAAACAAAUAAAUACAUUAACCAACAUAAUAGCCACAGUAUUUUGUUGUAUUUUAAGUGCCAUGGCUAUGCUAUGCAAAGAACAAGGACUUAUGAUUAUGACGUUUUGUGGUGUGUUUGAAGUUAUUGUAAUCAACAAAAUCACGUUUCAAAAUAUUAUGAAAAAUAUUACAAUUUCAAAAAUAAUAAGAUUGCUUAAAAAAGAAUCAUUAGAAAGGCUGUUUAUAUUGACUGUCGGAUUUUGUAUUAUUCUUUAUGGCAGAUGGACUAUCAUGGGCUCUCCUCCUACUUUUCAACAAAUUGAUAAUCCUGCAUCAUUUUUAACAACACCAUUUGAAAGAUUUGUAAAUUACAGUUACAUCUAUUUCAUCAACAUUUGGAUAAUGAUAUGUCCUGUUUGGCUAUGUUUUGAUUGGUCAAUGGGUUGUAUCCCUCUGAUACAUUUGAAUACAUUUCCCAAAGAUCCAAGAUUAUUCAUUGUUUUUGGAUUUUGGACUAUUCUUGUAUUAAUAUUUUAUAAGAUCCUGUUUUCAAAAAUGUAUGAUAAAAAACAAAUACAAAUGGGAUUUUUAUUAGGUCUUUUAUCGUUUCUACCUGCUUCAAAUUUAAUGUUUACUGUUGGAUUUGUCAUUGCAGAACGAGUGUUAUACUUGCCUUCCGCUGGUUUCAUUAUAAUUGUAGUCCUGGGUAUCAGGAGAUUAUGUUUUAAUUAUUUUGUUCAAAGAGUUGUUAGAAUAUGUAUUUUACUAUUAAUUUUUGUACAUUCCAUUCGAACAUAUCAACGCAGUAAGGAAUGGAGUUCUGAAUUAGAAUUAUUUAGAAGUGCAUUAAAAGUUUGCCCAAUGAAUGCUAAAGUACAUUAUAAUUUGGCAAAAAGUUUAGCCGAUAUUGGACAUACACAGGAAGCUAUAGACCGUUAUAAACAUGCACUAUUAUUACACCCAAAGUAUGAUCAGGCGAUGAAUAAUUUAGCAAAUAUUUUAAAAGACAAAAAUGAAUUGGAAGAGGCCAGAUCUUUAUUAGAAAAAGCUGUUACUAUCAGAAAUGAUUUUGCUGCUGCUUGGAUGAAUUUAGGUAUUGUAUUAUCCGCUCAACACGAGUACAAUAAAGCUGAAGAUGCAUACUUAACAGCCUUACAGCACAGAAAAAGUUAUCCUCACUGUUACUUCAACUUGGGAAAUUUAUAUUUGGAAAUGGGAGAGAAGACUAAGGCAUUAUUUGCUUGGCAAAAUGCUACAUUUCAACAACCAACCCAUGUUAUUUCAUGGAAUAAUAUGAUUGUGCUGCUAGAGUCAAUUGGUGAAUUAAAAAGAGCAGAGAAUGUAGCUCGCACAGCCCUUUCUAUUUUACCAAAUGAACCAAAUUUACACUUUAAUAUAGCCAACAUAUUAGGUAAAAUAGAUAAAUUUGUUGAAGCUGAAAAACAUUUUUUGGCUGCUAUUAAAUUAAAACAUCGAUCUUCUAAAGCUAUAUUAGUUGCAUUAUAUCAUUCAAAUCUUGGAGUUUUGUAUCAUCGUUGGGAAAAAUAUGAUCUCGCAGAAAUGCAUUAUUCACAAGCAUUGAUGAUUGAUCCAAAUAUGCAGAAAGUUAAAAAUCACCUUGCAUUAAUACGUAAACAUUUAGGUGAAAUCAAUCAACCCACUCUAAGUAUGAAGUCUUAUCAACAAGAAAAAGAGUUUUAAUAAAUCAAAUUGGAAAAGUUUUUGUUUCAUUAAUAUUAUGGUUAUAUUAUGCAAGUACAAGUCUGUAUUGCUGUCAUGUUUGCGUUCUAAAAGUUAUCAAAAGUCAAACAUAAAUAUUAUGAUAACAAUGUUGGUUUAGAUCAUACAAUAGAAAUACAUAUAAAUAUAAUAUGAACAAAAAUGGUAAAUGAUCAAGUAUAACAUUUUUAAUAACCACUACUGUGAAAACAUAUGGUUGUGAUUAAUUUUUAAUUUAGUCAUGUAUGAAAAUAUAAUGAAUAUUUUUGUAGUUAAUAUUUAUUUCCAAGUAAUGUCUUACUUUAAUUUUUAUUUGUGUGUACCAUGACAUCAAAACUUCUUUUAACCAUUCCAGUGAUAUAAUCUAAAAUUAAAGUAUUUAAUUUACUUAAGUUAAUGUAACUACAAUAUUGAUUAGUUCUUGAAAACCAGUUAUUAUAUUUUGUUAGUGUUAUAAUAUGAAUGUACAGGAUAGUUCAUCUAUGUUUAAUCAUGAAACAACUGUUUUUUCCCCGUAGAAUGUAUUUUACUAUUUAAAAUACUAUGUAAUUAUUUAAUUUCCAUAACUUUUUGUUGAUUGAAUAAGAUAUGUUCAUAAGAUGUUUUGUAAAAAUGAAUUUUUUUUAUCUCGUACACGAUGUACAGUUUAAAAAAUGUGACUUUUGAGGAUGCUACAACUGUAAGUGUUGCCUGUCUUAUUUUUUUUACAUAACGUUAGAAAUCUAUGUAUCAGAUUCUUACCACAGUUCAUUUAUUAUUAACAUUAGAGCAAAUUUACAUGUUAGACAAAUUGUAGAGGAGAAUAUAAACUAUAAAAUGUGUCUAAGCAAAGAUUUUUUGAUACUUUAAUUUUAAAAUAAGUCAUAAGUAUGUCAGCAUAAUAUUUGUUUUCACUCUUAGACCCAUUCUUUAACAUAGACAAAACACAUUCACCUAAAAUCGUUUUUAUGAUUUCUUAGUUAUCUUAGAGUAAAGUUACCUAUUACAAAAAUUAUAGAGGGUAAUAUUUCUCAGGGUGGGUAUGAAAAAUCAGUAUACCAUACUUUCAAAAAUAUUAUUCUCUAUCGUUUUUGCAAUGAUUGAUUUUACUCUAAAAUAUAAAAA
This is a messenger RNA of Myzus persicae (green peach aphid), 3835 nucleotides long. Its product is annotated as transmembrane and TPR repeat-containing protein 4-like. Gene Ontology annotation, cellular component: endoplasmic reticulum. Lineage: Eukaryota; Metazoa; Arthropoda; Insecta; Hemiptera; Aphididae. Bases 473 to 2713 code for a protein of 746 amino acids. The transcript is spliced from 13 exons. Gene Ontology annotation, molecular function: protein binding; mannosyltransferase activity. The record is from RefSeq and is a predicted model, not a curated record. Gene Ontology annotation, biological process: protein O-linked glycosylation via mannose; endoplasmic reticulum unfolded protein response.